Messenger RNA from Populus nigra (black poplar), 624 nucleotides. Its product is annotated as receptor-like serine/threonine-protein kinase SD1-7. Gene Ontology annotation, biological process: protein phosphorylation. The transcript is spliced from 4 exons. Gene Ontology annotation, molecular function: ATP binding; protein kinase activity. The record is from RefSeq and is a predicted model, not a curated record. The coding region runs from base 49 to 624 and encodes 191 amino acids. Lineage: Eukaryota; Viridiplantae; Streptophyta; Magnoliopsida; Malpighiales; Salicaceae.
CUAUCCGCAGUUAUUUUUGUGCUAUUUUUCAGUGCUUGCACUUACACCAUGAGGAGAAGGACGAAUCUGAGAACAGAGGAAAUAGGAAAUAUCCAAGAGGAUAAAUUACUCGACUGGGCAGGACGAGCAACUGUUGGGGACGACUAUUCAGACAAAGAUAUUCAAGGAGAGGUGACAUCCCAGGACCUCCCUUUGAUCCGGCUAGAUGUUAUAAAUGAAGCUACAAAGCAAUUUUCUGAUGAAAACAAACUUGGUCAAGGAGGGUUUGGCCCAGUAUACAGGGGUACGUUAGAGGAUGGCAAAGAAGUUGCAGUUAAGAGGCUCUCAAGAACUUCUGGUCAAGGACAGAGAAUUCCUGAACGAAGUCGUUUUAAUCGCCAGAUUACAACACAGAAAUCUUACGAAUUCUCACGUUACAUGCACAUUGGUUUAUUAUGUGUUCAAGAAGAUGCUAGCGACAGACCUACCAUGUCAUCUGCCGUCUUAAUGCUGAAAAGCCAAAAUUCAUUUCUUCCCCAACCUGAGCGGCCGGCUUUUGUGGGAAGAUUCAUGGACAACCUGGAGGCAACUGCUAGCAAUUUCUCUGUCAAUGAAAUGACACUUUCUGAUGUUGGUCCACGCUGA